CUUGCUAUACUGCAUUAAUUAAACAGUUCUCGUAACAUUUAAAUCCUGGACAUUAAUAUUUUUCCAUUCUGGGACAGUUUUCACUGCAUGGGCAUUGUCAGAAUUUAUUCUCAAAAGUUAGCUAACAUGGAAUCGGAUAAAUCAGAAGGGGAUCAAACUUCCCACAAAGUAAUAGAAAAGAAAAGACGGGACAGAAUAAAUUCGUGUCUGUCUGAACUUAGUCAGACUGUUCCAGCGGCAUUCUCUAAGCAGACUUCUGGAAAGCUAGAAAAAGCUGAAAUAUUAGAAAUGACGGUUGAAUAUUUAAGAGCUAUUCAAGCAACAGAAUUAGGCAUCAGAGUUGAAAACGGUGACUGGUAUAGCUCUGAUAUUUGGACAGAUUUUAUGCAACAUUACCAAACGGGUUACAACGAUUGUAUUCGUGAAAUCAUGCGUUAUAUGAUGGACGUCGAAGGCCUGAAUGUCCACGACCAGAGAUGUGCAAGAAUGAUGUCGUACUUGCAAACCAGAUUUAAGCCUGACGCGUCUGUAGCAGGUGGUAUAGCAUAUAGACAAAGCAUAUGCAGAAAUAACGCAUCCAUAAAAAGUCUAUCAUCUUACAAAGGUUGCACUUCUCAUUCCUCAAGUCCUCGAUUCAGUCCUUAUGCUGUAAAUCCACGUCUCAGUUCAUAUGACUUUCCUUUAAAUGGAGAAUCAAGGGACAGUUCCUUGACGAAACCAACAAACAUCUCAACGCCAUUUCAUUUAAUGCCGUCAUUCACUGGGUUACUUUGUUUUGCAGACCGAAAUCCUUCAUCAAAAAGAGACUGAAAUGUUCAAGACUUUCUCACUAAGCAAUGUAACAAUAAAAACGGUGGAGGAUUAUCCUUAAUUUCGAGAUGCAUCCUAUAAAUGUGCACCUAUUCAAUUCUUUUAUGUUUACGAUCAAGGCAUUAUUAGAAAAUAAAUACAUUGAAGAAUUAAUCAGUUCUCGAAAAGUGGUGGUCCGAAGGGUUUGACUACCAAAAUUUUUCAAAGAACCGACACAAUUUUUGUAUUUUGCACUAUAAAUAAUAAUGAUGACCAGCAGAUUUUCUUCAAAGAAAAAGAACACCAUGGAGAAAAGAUUUCGAGAACUCUGAUUGAGACGGCAUAUAAUGUAGACCUUUAGAAACUGUAUGUGUUAUGAUGUAAUGUUGACGUUUGGAUAUGAGUGUCCGAAAUGCAAAUAUGUGUGAGAAGAUAUUAUAGAUCUUAUAAUGCAAUAGGACACAUGUUAAUAGAAAUAAAUAUUAGGAAAUGAAAUGUAUGCUCUUACUUAAUAAAGCUGAGAUU
Mytilus californianus (California mussel) is the source of this 1314-nucleotide messenger RNA. Its product is annotated as hairy and enhancer of split-related protein helt-like. Gene Ontology annotation, biological process: anterior/posterior pattern specification; regulation of transcription by RNA polymerase II; regulation of neurogenesis. The record is from RefSeq and is a predicted model, not a curated record. Gene Ontology annotation, molecular function: DNA-binding transcription factor activity, RNA polymerase II-specific; RNA polymerase II cis-regulatory region sequence-specific DNA binding; protein dimerization activity. The transcript has 4 exons. The coding region runs from base 88 to 810 and encodes 240 amino acids. Lineage: Eukaryota; Metazoa; Mollusca; Bivalvia; Mytilida; Mytilidae. Gene Ontology annotation, cellular component: nucleus.